AAGUUGUGACACAUGGAUCGCAGCCUUUUUCUUGGCCGCUAUGCAUCUUCGUCAAUUCGCCAGUCAAGCAUGUGAGCAUCAGCAACUUGCGCAUAUGCGACUUCUUUGUCAGCGACGAGCACGAUCAAGGAGAUAGCUCGAGCUCGACAGUCCCUAAUCAGGUCGAGACUUUGCAACUCUACUUUUUGAUUGAACUCGCUGAAGCAGGAUGGGAAGCAUACGCCCCUCGUAUUGUUCGAGCACUCGCGAACUUACCAUUCCUUCAACGUCUCGAGAUUGUUUUCAAGACGACGGUGAUGAUUAUGAAGCUUUUAUAGCUUUUAUUUCUGUGUUCAUCUCUGCGGACUGGACCAUUAUCCAGCUCGCGAAUCUGCGCUAUAUCGUGCUAAAAUCCAUGGGCAUGAACUACGAGUCACUGGCGAGCCUCCUCUGUUCAAAUGCAGGUACACUUGAGACUGCCGUAUUGAACAAUGUGGAGCUUUUCGACGAGGCUUGGUCGAGAGUCUUUGACAGCCUCAGUGCACCGAAGUUUGCUUUGAUGUGCCACUUGAGGAUGAGCGACUGUUCGUACCAGAGCGAGGACUUGUCAGACGAGAUCCGUUCUCGCGACACAAGAAGCUGGGUGAAGCUGCAAAUUGCUAUUGAGGAGCGUUUAGAAGGGCACGAUGAGACUGAAUCGCACAAUUGGCAGAGUUUUGCUUCUCCCUAUGAAGCGGGCCACCUGCGAGAGUGACAGAGCGAUACAAAUGCGCCGCUACAGAAUAUUUCUACUGCACGUAUAGCAGAAGUGAUCACGUCAAAAAAGCGAGGCAUAAGGCCCUCAAACACAGCUUUAGUU
This is a messenger RNA of Dissoconium aciculare CBS 342.82, 838 nucleotides long. RefSeq lists its product as uncharacterized. The transcript has 2 exons. NCBI's taxonomy places the organism in Eukaryota, Fungi, Ascomycota, Dothideomycetes, Mycosphaerellales, Dissoconiaceae. The record is from RefSeq and is a predicted model, not a curated record. The coding region runs from base 209 to 733 and encodes 174 amino acids.